This is a messenger RNA of Fragaria vesca subsp. vesca, 2685 nucleotides long. RefSeq names its product coatomer subunit gamma-like. The transcript has a single exon. Gene Ontology annotation, molecular function: structural molecule activity. Gene Ontology annotation, cellular component: Golgi membrane; COPI vesicle coat; endoplasmic reticulum. The coding region runs from base 1 to 2685 and encodes 894 amino acids. Gene Ontology annotation, biological process: intracellular protein transport; protein secretion; intra-Golgi vesicle-mediated transport. The record is from RefSeq and is a predicted model, not a curated record. Lineage: Eukaryota; Viridiplantae; Streptophyta; Magnoliopsida; Rosales; Rosaceae.
AUGGCGGCUCAGCCUCUUGUAAAGAAAGACGAAGACUAUGAAGAGUGCCACUCUCUGUUUUGGAGGAUUGAGAAGGGUGCUGUUCUUCAAGAAGCUAGGGUGUUCUUCAAUGAUGCUCAGCUAGACUCAAGAAGAUGCUACCAAGUUAUCACAAAGCUUUUGUAUCUACUGAACCAGGGCGAAACGUUCACCAAAAUUGAGACUACAGAAGUUUUCUUUGCCAUGACUAAGCUUUUCCGGUCCACAGACAAAGGUUUGAGGAGAAUGGUUUAUCUUAUGAUAAAAGAGCUCUUGCCUUGUGCUGAUGAGGUUUUUAUUGUGACAAGCUCCCUGAUGAAGGACAUGAAUAGCAAAGCAAGUGAUGAUAUGUAUCGCAGGGCAAAUGCCAUUCGUGUGCUUUGUAGGAUUGCGGAUGGAACCCUUGUUACACAGAUUGAGAGGUACUUGAAACAAGCCAUUGUUGACAAUAAUCCAGUUGUUGCAAGUGCAGCUCUAGUUAGUGGCAUCCAUCUAUUCAAGACUAAUCCGGAGACUGUUAAAUGGUGGACUAAUGAGGUCCAGCAAGCUGCUCAGUACUCAGGGGCAUCCCUUGUGCAGUUCCAUGCCCUGGCUUUACUUCAUCGUAUACGACAACAUGAUGCUCUUGCUAUUAGCAAGAUGGUUACCAGCUUGACAAGUGGGAAUACUGUCGACCGUUCUCCAAUGGCUGAAUGCCUGUUGAUCCGCUAUGCUAGUCAAGUUUUGCGUGACUCCGCUGGAACUGGAAGUAGUAGACAAUUAGAAAGUGAUAGUUGUAGAUCCUUUUAUGAUUAUCUUGAGAGUUGCCUGCAGCACAAAGCAGAGAUGGUGAUGUUUGAGGCUGCCAGAGCAAUUACAGAGCUCCCUGGUGUGACCAACGUACUAAUGGCUCAAGCUAUCAGUGCUCUUCAGCUAUUUCUAAGCUCUUCUAAGCCGCCGGUGUUAAAAUUUGCUGCCAUCCGCACUCUGAACAAGGUGGCAAUGACACAUCCAAAGGCCAUGAUCUGCAACAGUGAUAUGGAGAGUAUGGUUUCUGAACAGAAUAGAAGCAUUGCCACAUUUGCAAUCACCACACUUCUCAAAACAACAAAUGAUCCAGCAACUGCGGACUGUUUGGUGAAGAAGAUAACUAAUUUCAUGUCCGAGAUUGCUGAUGAUGAACUCAAAUUAGUAGUUGUCGAAGCCAUUAGAUCAUUGUGUAUGAAGUUUCCGGGGAACUACAGAGCUGUGUUGGAGUUCCUAAGCAAAAAUCUUAGAGAAAAAGGUGGUGUGUUCGAGUACAAAAAGGCAAUUCUUGAUUCAAUUGUUAGUCUGAUUAGAGAUAUCCCAGAAGCAAAAGAAACUGGCUUACUUCAACUUUGUGAGUUCAUUGACGAAAAUUUCAAAUUCACCUACCUUACCACUCAGAUACUCCACCUUUUGGGGAUUGAAGGGCCAAGAACCUCAGAUGCAAGUAGAUACAUAAGGUACAUUAAUAAUCGAGUGCAUCUUGAUGCGAAUGCCAGUGUCCGGGCCAGUGCAGUGAGCACAUUAGCCAAAUUUGGUGCCAUGGUUGAUUCACUGAAGCCACAAGUACUUAUUCUGUUAAGAAGAUGUCUCUUUGACAGUGAUGAUGAGGUUCGAGACAGGGCGAUACUCUAUGUCAAUACACUUGGAGGAGAUCAUGACUCUAUACUUGUUGAGAACAUGAAGGGCUUCCUCUUUGGCUCUCUAAAUGUUCCCCUAGUCAAUCUCGAAAAGAGUUUGAGGACUUAUUUGGCAUCUGCUUCAGAAGAACCGUUUGACAUUACUUCUGUACCUAAAGAGAAUGAGACUGAGAAGAAAGCACACAUUGAAAAGCCAACUACAUCCACCACAGUCUCCGUUUCCUCUAUUCCGGAGUUCUCAAACUUUGGGAAUCUUUUCAAAUCUUCAGAACCUGUGGAGUUGACAGAGGUAGAAACUGAAUAUGCAGUUAGUGUUGUCAAGCACAUUUUCGAUAGGCAUAUAGUGUUCGAGUAUAACUGCAGCAACACCAUUCCGGAGCACUUGCUGGAAAAAGUUGUGGUCGCCGUGGAUCCUUACGAAGGAGAGGACUUCACUCAAGCUGGAUACAAACCUAUCAAGUCUCUUCCCUAUGGUGACACACCUGGACAGGCCUUUUCGGAAUUUGAGAAGCCGAAAGGUGUCCCUGCUGCUGUAGGAAAAUUUUCAAACAUGUUGAGGUUUAGAGUUACAGAAGUUGAUCCAACCGCUGGUGAAGUAGUAGAAGAUGAUAAUGGUGUAGAAGAUGAGUACCAGCUAGAUGACAUUGAGGUGGUUCCUGCCGAUUAUAUGUUGAAGGGUGAAGAGGUACUAGAUUUCAGGCAUGCAUGGAAAACGAUGGGCCCUGACUUUGAGCUGGUAGAGGAAUAUCGGGUGGACCAAAGGGAGAGCUUGGGUGAAGUGGUUGCGGCCGCCAUCAACCUCCUCGGAAUGCAGCCAUGCGAGGGCACCGAGGUGGUUGCCGGCAACUCAAGGUCACACAUGGUUCUACUGUCGGGUGUGUACACAGGCAAUGUGGAUGUCCUAGUGCGGUUGUCGUUUGGAGUUGAUAGUAGUUCAAAGGAGGUUGUGAUGAAAGUUGCGGUUAGGUCCAAAGAUGGGAGUGUCAGCUGUGCCAUCCACGACAUGGUGGAGAGCGGCUAG